Molecule: messenger RNA, 2255 nt
Organism: Argentina anserina (silverweed cinquefoil)
Lineage: Eukaryota; Viridiplantae; Streptophyta; Magnoliopsida; Rosales; Rosaceae
Product: heavy metal-associated isoprenylated plant protein 34
Exons: 3
Coding region: 216-2126 (636 amino acids)
Molecular function (GO): metal ion binding
Source: RefSeq, a predicted model, not a curated record
GUUGAUAAAUAUAGAGACUUGAAAAGAGUGAGUGUUCCUAUCACAAACCCAACACAGCAAGAAAGCCAAAGAGAGAAAUUAGUUUUAAAUGUUCACCAACCGACUCUAAGCUCUAAGAUAGUUAGCUCUCUCCCUCUUAUUUCCUCAGCACCACAUUCUCUCAUAAACCAUUUCCCAUUUCUGAGACUCUCUCACUCUCAAAUCUCACAGAGAAAAUGAAUAAGCAAGACUUCAUGAAGAUUCAGAGCUGUGUGCUCAGAGUUAAUAUUCACUGUGAGGGCUGUAAGCAGAAAGUUAAGAAACUGGUGCAGAAAAUAGAUGGUGUGUUUACUACUACCAUAGAUGCAGAGCAAGGCAAAGUGACUGUCACAGGGAACAUAGAUCCAGCCACAAUCAUCAAGAAGCUUGAAAAGUCAGGGAAACAUGCAGAGCUUUGGGGAGGUGGAGGUGGAGGACAAAAGGGAAAUCCCAACUACAACAACCAAGCUCAGCAGUUCAACCUCAACCAGUUCAAGAACAUGUCAAUGGAGAAUCAUGGCAAAGGGGGAAAAGACAAUGGCAACAACAAAGCUCAAAAGGGUGGAAAGGACCAACAGAAGGGCAAUAAUGUCCAGCAACAAAUUCAGCAGCAACAGCAGAUGAUGAAGGGCGCUAAGGUGAUGAUGCCAAUGAAGGAACAGAACAAGUCUGUCAAGUUUAACCUGCCAGCUGAGGAGUUCAGUGAUGGUGAGUUUGAUGAUGAGUUCGAUGAUGAUGAUUAUGAUGAUGAGUUUGAUGAUGAGGAUUAUGAUGAUGAAGAGGAAGAGGAGCUUAACCAUGGCCAUGUAGGACAUGGACAACAGUUGCCACCCAACAAGAUGAUGAUGAUGAAUGGUAUGGGAGCAAAUGGGCAGCAAGGGCCUUAUGGGAAGAUGAUGCCUGUGAUGGGAAGUAAUGGACAUGGGCCUGGUGGGAUGGUGAAUAAUGGACAUGGCCAACAGUUGCCACCCAACAAGAUGAUGAUGAUGAAUGGUAUGGGAGCAAAUGGGCAGCAAGGGCCUUAUGGGAAGAUGAUGCCUGUGAUGGGAAAUAAUGGACAUGGGUCUGGUGGGAUGGUGAAUAUGAAUGCUAUGGGCGGCAAGAAGUUAGGUGGCGGAGGUGGCGGCAGUGGGGGAGGGUCUGCCAAGAAAGGUGAGGUUAUUGAUUUCCCUGUGCAGGGGAUGAAGGGCAUCGGUGGAAAUAAGGAAAAGAAGGAUGGCAAAGAUGGCAAGGGAGGAAAAAAUAAAGGUGGGGGUGAUGAUGAGAAGAGCAAGAGCAAGAAAAAGAACAAGGGUGGUAAAGGUGGUAAAGAGGGUAAAGACAAAGGUGAAGGUAAAAAGGGUGGAUUGCUUGGGUGGCUUAGCAGAAGCACCAGUAAAAAAGAGAGUGAUGGAGACGGCAAGGGUGGCAAGGGAGGUAAAAAAGGUGACAUAUUUGAUGAAUUUGAUGAUAUUGAAUUCAUGAAUUUUAAGAAAGGAGGCAAGGGUGGCAAAGAAGGUAAAGAAAGCAAGGAAAUCAAAGAAGGCAAGGGAAGCAAAGGAGGGAAGGGGGGCAAAGGUGGUGGUGGUGGUGGCAAUGGUGGAGAUGUGCAUCAAAUGGGUCAAAAGGGGCUUAUGGGGCAGGCAGGUCAGAUGGGGCAUAUGGGCCAAAUGGGUCAUAUGGGCAACAUGCCUCAGAUGAGGCAAAUGGGGGGUGGAGGUGAGGGUAUGGGUCAGUUGGGCAACUAUCCAAUGGGUCAGAUGGGCAAUAUGCCUGCAGUACAAGGACUACCGGCGGCGGCGGCACCGGGGAUGAUGAACGGUGGUGGUGCCGGCUACUAUCAAGGAAUGGGGAAUGCAGGUAAUCCCUACGCGCAACAACAGCUUCAGCAACAACAGCAGCAGCAGCAGCAGCUCCAGCAGCAGCAAUAUAUGGCUAUGAUGAUGAACCAGCAACAGCAGCAGCAAAGAGCCAAUGGCAAUGACAUGUACCAAUCCAUGAUGUAUGCGCGGCAGCAGCCACCGAUGAACUACAUGCCCCAUCAGCAGCCAAUGCCAUCUGCAGGGCCAACUGAGCCUUACACCAACUUCUUCAGUGAUGAGAAUGCCAAUAGUUGCAGCAUCAUGUAAAACCAGUAGUUGCUAAUAAGUUAGUAGAAUUUGGAUCAUGUAGUAGUAGAGAACUAGUAGUGCAAUAGUUUAGUAUGCAUUAGUGUUGUCUAUGAUAUUUGGUGAUGAUGCAAGGUUUGAGAAGUAACA